GGCUGGAGAAGCAGUGACAAYAUCAGACUUACUGAUGUCCAAGUGUUAACACUUCGGCAUGAUAAGAUGACAAGUGGUCGACGGUCAUCUCCAGUCCCCCAAGCUAAAUGUGUUGGUGGUACAGCUGGAUGUCGUGUUGUUCCAAAGGUCAUWCAGUGUUAUAAUAGAGGGUCAGAUGGAUUUGAUGUCCAGUGGGAAUGCAAGGCAGACAUGGAUAAUAAAUACCGGUUUGGUGAGGUUGCUGUGAAUUGUGAGGGAUUUGACUACCCAGAUGACCCAUAUAUUCUCAAGGGAUCAUGUGGGGUGGAGUAUACAAUAGAUUAUGUUGGUGACAGCAAUCAUCAUAGUGAUUCCAGGUAUGAUGCCAAUCAUCAUCAGAAUUACCAAGGAAACUAUGGCCACAAAAAACACAGGAGGUCAUCUGGUUGGAUGAGUACUUUCAUCAUGUGGGGAGUCAUAGCCUGUAUUGGAUAUUACAUCUACAYCYCUUUUUCAAGCAAUGAAACGUAUCCUUUCCAAUAAAAKAUCAUCUCAACC
Exaiptasia diaphana is the source of this 537-nucleotide messenger RNA. RefSeq names its product store-operated calcium entry-associated regulatory factor. Gene Ontology annotation, cellular component: endoplasmic reticulum membrane. The record is from RefSeq and is a predicted model, not a curated record. NCBI's taxonomy places the organism in Eukaryota, Metazoa, Cnidaria, Anthozoa, Actiniaria, Aiptasiidae. Gene Ontology annotation, biological process: regulation of store-operated calcium entry. The coding region runs from base 67 to 522 and encodes 151 amino acids. The transcript has 4 exons.